AUGGCUUCCAACACAUCAAACCCUGCUAACCAUUUGCCUUACUUCUUUGGUAAUAUCACACGUGAAGACGCCGAGGAGUAUCUAAUGCAGGGAGGAGCAAGUGAUGGACUAUACUUGCUCCGCCAAAGCCGGAAUUACCUAGGGGGCUUUGCCCUGUCCUUGGCCCAUGGAAGGAAGGUUCACCACUAUACAAUUGAGAGGGAGCUGAGUGGCUCCUAUGCUAUUGCAGGAGGCAAGUCGCAUGCCAGUCCUGCUGAACUCAUUAACUAUCACUCAGGGGAAGCGGAUGGCCUUAUCUGUCUACUGAGAAAACCUUUCAACCGGCCACCAGGCGUUGAACCCAAAACAGGACCCUUUGAAGAUUUGAAAGAGAACCUCAUCAGAGAGUAUGUCAAGCAGACUUGGAAUUUGCAGGGGCAUGCUCUUGAACAAGCUAUCAUUAGUCAGAAGCCUCAGCUGGAAAAGCUGAUUGCCACUACAGCCCAUGAGAAGAUGCCAUGGUUCCAUGGGAGGAUCUCUCGGGAGGAGUCAGAACACCGUAUCCUCAUCGGGUCAAGAAACAAUGGAAAAUUUCUUAUCCGAGAAAGGGACAGCAAUGGUUCCUAUGCCCUGUGCCUGCUGAAUGAUGGAAAAGUACUGCACUAUCGUAUUGACAGAGAUAAGACAGGAAAGCUCUCCAUACCAGAUGGAAAAAGAUUUGACACCCUUUGGCAGUUAGUUGAGCAUUAUUCAUACAAACCAGAUGGAUUAUUAAGGGUUCUUACCAUUCCUUGUCCACAACAUGGCUCAGAAAAUGAUAAUCUUGGCUUUAAUACUCAUCCUUCUUCUGCAACGCUUCCUAAGAGUUGGGCAGGAGGUGGAAUUAUCUCAAGACUCAAAUCGUACACCUUCCCAAAGGCUGGCAGCAAAAAGCUUCAGUCAACUAUCAGCCACCCACCAGAAGAAGCACCUUUUAAUCCAUAUGUGUUGCAAAGGAACAGAGGUCUUGCAGGAGCAGAAAGAGGUGAUCAGAGAGAGGCCUUACCCAUGGAUACUGAGGUCUAUGAAAGCCCAUAUGCCGAUCCAGAUGAAAUUAAACCAAAAAAUGUCACUCUUGACAGGAAAUUGUUGACUUUGGAGGAAGGUGAACUUGGCUCUGGCAACUUUGGUACUGUAAAGAAAGGGUUCUAUAAGAUGAAAAAGGGUGCCAAGCCUGUGGCUGUAAAAAUUCUGAAGAAUGAGAGUAAUGAUCCAGCCAUAAAGGAUGAGUUACUGAGAGAAGCAAAUGUAAUGCAGCAACUGGAUAACCCAUAUAUUGUCCGAAUGAUAGGUAUAUGUGAAGCUGAGGCCUGGAUGUUAGUAAUGGAAAUGGCUGAACUUGGGCCAUUGAACAAAUUUUUGCAAAAAAAUAGACAUGUCACAGAGAAGAAUAUAACAGAGCUGGUGCAUCAGGUUUCCAUGGGGAUGAAAUACCUGGAGGAGAAUAAUUUUGUUCAUAGGGAUCUGGCUGCAAGAAAUGUGCUGUUAGUCACCCAACAUUAUGCCAAAAUUAGUGACUUUGGACUUUCUAAAGCUCUUAGUGCUGAUGAAAAUUAUUACAAGGCACAAAGUCAUGGAAAAUGGCCAGUCAAAUGGUAUGCUCCAGAAUGCAUGAAUUUCUACAAAUUUUCUAGCAAAAGUGAUGUCUGGAGCUUUGGGGUUUUAAUGUGGGAAGCUUUCUCUUAUGGACAAAAACCAUAUAAGGGAAUGAAAGGUGGUGAAGUUGCUCAGAUGAUUGAAAGAGGAGAACGAAUGGAACGUCCUGAAGUCUGCCCAACAGAAGUCUAUAGUCUAAUGAAAUUAUGUUGGACAUACAACGUUGACGACCGACCAGGAUUUGUUGCAGUUGAGAUGAGAUUACGUAACUACUAUUAUGACAUUUCCCACUAACAGCGUGGAGAACAGCAGCUUCCUCAUCUCCAGCCAGCAUCCUCGGAGAAGCAGUUCAUUUUCCAAAAUCAAACAACCUCAAUUUUUGUAAUUCCAUUUUCAACUUGCAAAGCUCAGAGCUGGGCCUUGCGUCUGUAAGGUUGCUUUUUCUUACCUUCUGCACAAAAUCCAGCCACAAAAGAGUUUUAGAAGUGUAACAGUCUCAAAGUGCACAGCAAGGAUGUUAUUAGAUAAGAUGCUUGUAUUUCUGCUACAUUCCAUUUCAUUUUAUUUACAGCUUUAUUUGCAUCAUAUUUUGCAGUCCUGUAAAAUCUAUUUCAUGACUUUGAGCCCUCUUCCUCUCCUAUAUUGGAAUGCAGAUUGGAAUUUAAAUUCUUGUCAUCAACAUUCUUAACCUUUAAAUGUAUUUAGCUGUUCCAGCCUUCCCUUUCCUCAAGGAAGAAUAGCAUAAACAUUCCUCACUAUGAAGGAAAUUCACUGUGCAAGUGUGUCAGAUGCUUUGACUGACAAUGUGUUUGAUUUUAUCACCAAACCCCUUUACACCAAAUAACAUUAUUCCUAGUA
Messenger RNA from Vidua macroura (Pin-tailed whydah), 2472 nucleotides. RefSeq names its product spleen associated tyrosine kinase (gene SYK). Gene Ontology annotation, molecular function: ATP binding; signaling receptor binding; non-membrane spanning protein tyrosine kinase activity. The coding region runs from base 1 to 1908 and encodes 635 amino acids. Gene Ontology annotation, biological process: neutrophil activation involved in immune response; intracellular signal transduction; adaptive immune response. The record is from RefSeq and is a predicted model, not a curated record. NCBI's taxonomy places the organism in Eukaryota, Metazoa, Chordata, Aves, Passeriformes, Viduidae. Gene Ontology annotation, cellular component: cytoplasm; extrinsic component of cytoplasmic side of plasma membrane. The transcript is spliced from 13 exons.